UCCCGGAAGUAGAAGGAAGCGGCGUUGCCAUGGCGGCGUCCCUCGGGCAGGUGCUGGCUCUGGUGCUGGUGGCGGCUUUGUGGGGUGGCACACAGCCGCUGCUGAAGCGCGCCUCCUCAGGCCUGCAGCAGGUUCAUGAGCGGACCUGGGCCCGGCAGCUGCUGCAGGAGAUGAAGACCCUCUUCUUGAAUACUGAGUACCUGAUGCCCUUUUUCCUCAACCAGUGUGGCUCCCUUCUUUACUACCUCACCUUGGCAUCAACAGAUCUGACGCUGGCUGUGCCCAUCAGUAACUCUCUGGCCAUCGUCUUUACUCUGAUCGUGGGGAAGGUCCUUGGAGAAGAUAUUGGUGGAAAACGAGCAUUUGCAGGCAUGGUGCUCACCGUGACUGGAAUUACACUCUGCAUCAUAAGCUCAGCGAGCAAGACCCAGGGGCACCUUUGAAUGGGACGGCGCCACCCUCCACUCUGCUGUCUCCAGGAGUCCCUGGGCCACGAGGUGCAGGCAGAUGACCUAGCACUUCUCCCCUGUAAGCCUCAGCUUCAUCCCUGAUGGGGAUACUGGCUACCUCAUGGAUGGAAAUAAGAGAACAAGAGUAAAAGGGUUUUAUAACUUUCAAGUGCUGUUCGACAGCCAGGAUUUAGCACAACAGACAAGACUUUGCACUCACCCUUAGCAACCCUUCUGCCCCAGCAGCUCUCUUCCUGCCGCCAUAUCAGGCGCCCAGCAUAGCCACUGUUUACUGUGAUCUGGACCAUCACAGCAACAGGGGGAUGAACUGCUGAACUCCAGCCGGCUGCAGCCUCUGAGCCAGAAAUGUAAACAGGAGGCCUGCAGGACUCCGUCAGAGAGCCUUGGCUGGCUGGGGGUGGGUUGGGGAGAGAUGCUGGUGGACCUGGGGGAACGGCAGAGACAGGGAGCUAAGCUGUCCAUAGCUUUGCUUGUUCUACCCAUGAGGCCGGUGGACAUUCCCCAAUGGCCCGCCCCUCAAACAGAGAAGAGAUACUUGUGAGCCACCGCACUGUCUGACUCUAGCACAUGGUGCAACGCCUGGCGAGUGAAAGCCUGUAAUAAAUCGGCAGCAAACAGAUGGAGGUUGGUAAGUUUUCUUUUAUUGU
Talpa occidentalis (Iberian mole) is the source of this 1117-nucleotide messenger RNA. It is a transcript of the gene TMEM234, whose product is annotated as transmembrane protein 234. The transcript has 5 exons. NCBI's taxonomy places the organism in Eukaryota, Metazoa, Chordata, Mammalia, Eulipotyphla, Talpidae. The coding region runs from base 30 to 443 and encodes 137 amino acids. The record is from RefSeq and is a predicted model, not a curated record.